AUGACUGGAAAUAACGCCAAUUCAUUCAACCCGGAUGGGUUAAACACUCAGAAUAAUGAGCCCGGCGAUCAGCCGGAGCGACAUAGUGCCCCUGCAACCCUCAAACGCCCCACUGGUCUUUUGGAUGCUGGAAAAUCAACAAGGGGAUCCAGGUCAACUCCGACAUUGACAAAAUCGGGGUCCUCUCAAGCUAGUUCAAAGGUGGCAAUUCCUCGUCAGAGUAAUGGUUAUACCCCUCGGUACAACCGGAGAGUCCCGCGAGCUUGUGAGUCGUGUAGACAACGCAAAACAAAGUGCAGUGGUGAUACUCCAGUAUGUCGACAAUGUCGUGAACUGAGAGCUCCCUGUCAAUACCCUGUGGGAUGGAGAGAUAAAAUGAAAAAGUGUGAAAGGCCUUACCCCCCUUCAGAUUAUAGGGAAAUCGAGAGACUUUCUGCACAGCUGCAGGAUUAUGAAAACUUUUUGGAUGAUUUACGAGCGAGUGCCGACUCUCGAACAGCCGAUUGGGUUAUCAGCUUAAUGGAAAAAUAUGGCUUGAAAGGAGAUCAUCGAGAAGACAAUAGAUUCUUGAUGCCUACCCCUCAGAAUGAGAUGGAACCCGACGAACCAUCUCCGCUUUCAUCCAUUGGGUCUCUGGAGGCCAUCGAUCGAGUAGAUGAGGACCCCAAUCGGUCGGAAGACACGCGAGCCACCGGGGUAAUGGGCAAGAGCUCAGAAAUCUCAUGGAUGCAACGAGUUCAAAAAGAGGCAGAGCAACGGGCUCAAGGAAACCCAGGCACCUUGGAAUCCAAUCGAGCCGAUGACGAAAAGGAAGCAUUUUCCCUUCACGCCUUGAAUUAUCACCUUGACGACCUUGAUAUUUCAGUCCCCGAACCCGUUCAGUUAUACGACUUACCACCUCGACAACUGGCCGACCAACUUCUCGAAGAUUAUUUUCAAAAGACACACCCCUUCUUCCCCAUUAUCAGCAAACCACUAUUCCGUGGACAAUAUCAAGCCUCCCUCGAUGCCUCUUCUCGACCCAACCCUGCUCGACCUGGCGAUAAAUGGCUCGCCGUGCUGAACCUCAUAUUUGCGAUUGGCGCCAAACAUGCACAUCUAACUAACGCCGUCUGGCGGGGAGAAGAUAACGAUCACUUGGUAUAUCUUACUCGAGCUAGGCUGCUCAGUAUGAACAGCGAUGUUUUGUUCAGUCACCCUGACCUACAACAAGUCCAAGUCGAAGGACUCAUUGCAUUCUACCUACUGGCAUCCGACCAAAUUAACAGAGCUUGGAGAAUUUCUGCUUUGGCCAUACGGUCGGCAAUUACCCUCGGCAUCAAUCUCAAAAUCACCAGCCCCAAAACACCCAGCAUUACGAAGGAGGCCCGUUACCGGGUAUGGUGGUGCUUGUAUAGCUUCGAGCAUAUGCUAGGCAUUAUGACUGGCCGGUCCAUCUACAGCCUAGACGGAGGAUACGCUACUCCGCUACCGCUCCCAUUCGAAGAAGAACAACUACAAGAAAACCCCGCAGCUGCCGAAGUUCUCAAUAACCCGAUCCUGCGAGAUGCCUUGGUUGGCAACGUAAUGGCGAGCUCAUGGAUCCGACCGACCGGCGGCAAAGACGAUCUACACAAGACCCGAUUACGCGAUCAGAGCUGGCUCAAAAACUUGCCCGUCAAUUUCGGCCUCUGUUACCUAUACUACAGCGAUCUGACCGUCGUCACGCAAGAGAUCCUCAACAAAGUCUACACAACAACUGCAGUCCUACUUCCAUGGUCGGAGAUCGAAAGCCGCCUCGACGACCUACGAUUCCGCAUCGAUCUAUGGAAAUCCAGCCUCCCCGUCUCGCUCGACUUCACACAAGAAGAAACAAACGAUAGCCCCGAUCACCUCCGCUGCAAAUUGUUCCUGGCCUUCCACUACUACAGCGCCAGAAUCACACUGGGUCGACCCUGUCUCUGUCGGCGCGACGCCCGUCAAAACAACUCCCCACAAACAUUCAGCCACACAAUGGCCCUCAUUGCCCUCGAAUCCGCCAACGGAAUGCUAGACUUGAUCCCCGACAAGCCGGACGUCGUCCAGCUGUACCAGGUCUGUCCCUGGUGGUGCGUCCUCCGCUACCUCAUGCAAUCCGCAACUGUAUUUCUCCUCGAACUCUCGUUCGGCUGCAUCCACAGCCCAGAAGAGGAACAAAAGUACGUCUCCCUGACCAAAAAGUCCAUCCGCUGGUUCUUCGCCAUGUCCGAGCACAGUAUCGGGAGCCGGCGAGCCUGGCAAAUCUGCGACUCGAGCUUCCGCAACCUGGCUUCCGGCAUGAAAUACAGUACCGAUGAUCUCCCGGGCCAAUCGGACCAGGAGCGCACGGCGGCGGCUGAAGCCGCGUCCUCAUUCCCCUCUGACUCAAGUCACAAUAAUGUUCCUUCUGGCGACUUUUUCGCUUCGCUCCCGACAACAGAUGAUCUGCACCUGUUUGGCUCGCACGCUUUCCCUGAUGGAGGCUUCAAUUUUCCGGCGCCGGAUCUCAUGUCUUCGCUACAUGGGCAUGCUGAUAUGACUGAUGAUUCGUACUUUCCUUAUGAUCCGCUCAGCGGAGAGUUUAUUAGAUCUUUUUUUCCCUCGUCCGAGGAAGAAACUAAAAACUGA
Messenger RNA from Penicillium verhagenii, 2625 nucleotides. Its product is annotated as Zn(II)2Cys6 transcription factor. The transcript has 4 exons. Gene Ontology annotation, biological process: regulation of DNA-templated transcription; DNA-templated transcription. Gene Ontology annotation, molecular function: zinc ion binding; DNA binding; DNA-binding transcription factor activity, RNA polymerase II-specific. Bases 1 to 2625 code for a protein of 874 amino acids. NCBI's taxonomy places the organism in Eukaryota, Fungi, Ascomycota, Eurotiomycetes, Eurotiales, Aspergillaceae. The record is from RefSeq and is a predicted model, not a curated record.